Messenger RNA from Aspergillus campestris IBT 28561, 879 nucleotides. RefSeq names its product 1-acylglycerol-3-phosphate O-acyltransferase SLC1. The record is from RefSeq and is a predicted model, not a curated record. Gene Ontology annotation, cellular component: membrane; endoplasmic reticulum. The transcript has 2 exons. Bases 1 to 879 code for a protein of 292 amino acids. NCBI's taxonomy places the organism in Eukaryota, Fungi, Ascomycota, Eurotiomycetes, Eurotiales, Aspergillaceae. Gene Ontology annotation, molecular function: 1-acylglycerol-3-phosphate O-acyltransferase activity. Gene Ontology annotation, biological process: phosphatidic acid biosynthetic process.
AUGUCCUUCCUCUCCUAUCUCGCCUCGGGCAUCAGUUCCUUCGUCGUCCUGACACUCUCCCUCUUCGCGCUCGGUCAAAAAGUUCCUCGCGCAGCCUUCGCUGCUCGGUGUCUCGCGUCGUACGCCUCUCUUCUCCUGUGUGCCACGUAUGGCGUGAUCGCGUCGAUCGUCCUGCGCCUGGUGGGCUACGGACGGGUUUCACAAUGGGCCGCCGCGCGCAGCUUCAAGUGGGUUAUGCGGAUUACCACUGGCGUGCAGUGCGAGAUUGUGGAGGGCAAGGAGCAUCUGACCACCCGUCCGGCCGUGUUCAUCGGAAACCACCAGUCGGAGUUGGACGUGCUGGUGCUGGGAUACAUCUUCCCGCCCUACUGCAGUGUCACGGCCAAGAAGUCUCUCCGCAAUAUCCCUUUCCUCGGCUGGUUCAUGUCUCUCUCGCGGACGGUCUUCAUCGAUCGCGCCAAUCGCGAGACCGCUGUCAAGGCCUUCGACUCUGCUGCGGAAGAGAUGCGCACCCAGCGCCAGAGCGUCUUUAUCUUUGCCGAGGGUACGAGGAGCUACUCCGAUCAGCCGGAGCUGCUGCCGUUCAAGAAGGGUGCUUUCCAUCUCGCCGUCAAGGCCGGUGUGCCUGUUGUUCCGGUGGUUACGGAGAACUACUCCCACGUGUUGUCCCCUCGCAAUAUGAGAUUCGAAGCCGGCACGAUCAAGAUCAAGGUCCUUCCUCCCAUCCCCACCGAGGGCUUGACCGCCGCCGACGUGGAUAAACUCACCACGUCGACGCGGGAAUCGAUGCUCAAGACUUUGCUGGAGAUGUCCAACGGCAACGCAGCCGAGGCUGAUACGGCACGUGCCAAUGGCACCUCCACGGCUGUGGAAAUCUAA